UUUCUUUACGUAGUGUACCCCUCAAACAAUGUCAACAAAAAAUCGUUCCCCUACUGCUCGCCAUUGUUGUUAGUCAUCGUCUGCCAUUAUCUGAUUCUCGCCGUCGUAUCUGCUACUCCACGCCGUUGUUUCGCGAUAUCAAUUUCUUGUUGUUGGCUUGCUUCCUUUUGGAAGUUGGGUAACUAACAAAAUAUGGAGUUCGAAUGGACUUGUAGAUUUGCAGGUCAUCCUAAGCCAUACUACUUCCCGAACUCUAAAUUUUUCUCAAUUUAGGUCCAUAAAGUGCACAUCGGUUCUGUUGUUGGUAAUGAAAAUGAGAUUCUUGGUUAUAUUGAUUGUUGUACUGAGGAUGAAAUUUCCAGAAUUGAAAAUGGGUAAAGAUUUAGGACUUUCAAAAAUAGAUGUAUACAAAAUUUUUUGGAAACCACUUGACAGUGAUAGGGAUAUGGUAGAAAUUAAAACUGAUGCUGAAGUUUUAGCAAUGUCUCGUACUGCUCUUAGUCAAUAUGAAAGGACUGUGAAUGUGCAUUUUGUUAGGGAGUUGGUUGUGGAUGACACUGCAUAUCUGAAUGGAGCAGUAAAUAAAACCCAUCGUAAUAGCAUACGAAAACAGGAUAUUGCUAACAUCGAAGUCGAGAUAGUGAAAACAAAAGAAGUGGGCGAUGAUAAUGAAAGUGAGUUAUAUGACUCGGAUUACAGUUUCAUUGGGAAUGAGGAAAUAGAUAUUGAUGAUGCAAAUUUUCACAAGAAUUUAGGGUGUGACAAUCUUAUUGAAGAGAUAGAAGGAAAUGCGUCUGAUUAUGAUGAUAAUGAGGAUUUAAGAUCUUGUUGUGAGUCAGAUGAAAAUGAGGCAGAUUUUGAGGAACCUAAAUGACCUGAAUUCCAUGAAGAAGAAGACAUGAGGAAUCCUAGCUUUCAAGUUGGGAUGCAAUUUGGCAACUUCAACCAGUUCAAAGACAUGGUCAGGAAUUAUGGAAUCAAAAACAGAUAUGUAAUGAAGUUAAGACCCAAUACAAGAGGGAGGUGCAAGGCUUACUGCAAAAAGGACUGUCCAUUUUAUAUAUGGGCAUCAUUGAUGAAUAAAGACAAGUCCACGGUCCAAAUUAAAUCUGGUAUAUUUGAGCACAGUUGCACAAAAGAUCACAACAUCAGACAUCUCAGUCCAAAAUGGAUUGCUGAGACUUAUAUGGAGCAGUUUAGGGCAGAUCCAUCCUGGAAAUUAGCUGGGAUUAUCCAAGCUGUAAAGACCAAUCAAGAGGCUAAAAUAAACACUGUGAGGGCAUUAAGAGCUAAACAAAUAGCCUUGUUGAAAAUUAAUGGCGAUGAGAAGGAGCAAUAUGGUAGGCUAUAUGAUUACAAACUUGAGUUAAUCAGAACUCAUCCGGGCUCGACAAUCAUGUUCAAAUUAAACAACAUAGUAUUUUGUGGUAUGUACAUAUGCCUUGGACCAUUGAAAGCUGGAUUCAAGGACGGAUGCAGACCUGUGAUAUCUAUUGACAGAUGUUGGUUAAAAGGAAUUUAUGGAGGCCAAUUGUUAUCAGCUGUAGGAAUAGAUGCAAAUGACUGCAUCUAUCCAAUAGCAUGGGAUGUGGUCGAUAAGGAGAAUAAGGAAAACUGGAGUUGGUUUCUUGAACUUUUAGCUGAUGACCUGGAUAUUGGGAAUAGUUAUGGUUGGGCAUUUAUGAGUGACCGGAAAAAGGGUUUAAUACCUGCCCUUGAGUCUCUUUUUCCUCACGCUGAGCAUAGAUAUUGUGUGAGACACAUACACUCAAACUUUAAACAAACAUUUAAGAGUAAGGAACUUAAGGAUGCUUUGUGGAAGGCAGCAAGAGCUAGUCAUAAAGUAGGUUUUCAGGCAGCAUUGAAAAAUAUCAAAGAAUUAUAUCCUGGUGCAUAUGCUUAUCUACAUGGUAUCAAACCUGAACAUUGGACCAGGUCACAUUUUAGAGAUUUGUAUAAGUGUGACAUGCUUUUGAAUAAUUUGUGUGAAAGUUUCAACAAUGUAAUUCUCGAAGCUAGGACAAAAGGAAUCAUUACCAUGAAUGAAAUGAUUAGAUGCCAAUUAAUGAAAAGGAUUCAAAAGAAAAGAGAUUCAAUGUUGAAGUCUAAUUUGGUUUACUGUCCUAAAAUCAUGAAAAAAGUUGAGAAGUCGAGACAAAUAAGCUGGUCUUAUUCGAUUGAUUGGCCUGGGGGAGAUAAGUAUCAGGUAUAUGGAUAUGAUGGACAAUAUGAAGUGGAUACAAAAGAAAGAACUUGUGCUUGUAGAAGAUGGGAAUUGAUGGGAUUGCCUUGUUUUCAUGUCGUAGCAGCCAUUAAGCAUAAUAAUGGUAAUCAUGAAAAUUACAUUAGUGGCUGCUAUCGAGUGUCGACUUAUAUCAAAAUUUAUAGUCAUAUCCUAAACCCCAUUAAUGGCAAGGAAUUAUGGCCUAAAAGUGAUCAAUCUCAAAUAAUUUCACCCAAGCCUGUCAACAAUAGGAGGGGCAGGAAAACAAUGAUGCGAAGGAAAGAAGCAGAUGAGGUUGUCAAUGGAAGUCAAAAGGGUCUCAAACAAGGUAUAAUAACUGAUGGAAGAAUAACUAGGAAGGGAAUGAAAGUCACAUGUUCUGAAUGUGGUCUAGUAGGCCAUAACAAAAGAUCGUGUAAAAAGCAGAAUACUCAAGCAACACAAGCGACUGCAUUGACUCUGAUUAUGACUACUUCACCAGAUACAACAUCUCCACCAAUUAUUAAAACAACACAAAUGGAGUCAAACCAGUCCAAAACUACAUCACCUCCGGCUAUGGCUGAGGCUUCACAAGCAGGUUUAGCUCGGGCUAUUGCCUUGACGAUACCAUGCGAAGGAACUGCCGCAACUCCGAUUAUUCCUUCACCAGCAACUCUAGAAGCAACUACUGCACAAGAAGAUGAGCCACUUCAAAUGCAAACAAAAAGCUUGGAAGAACUACACCAUUUAACCAUAGCUUCAUUCGGCAGCGACAAUCUUUUUCCGGGUGCAUCUUUAUCUACAUCUCAGUUGACUAAGUCUAAGUCUAAAGCAUCACCAACAUUAAAAACAACUCAAAUUUCAGUAAAGGCUUGUGUCUUAGGAAGAAAAGCUUUGACCAGAGACUUCACAACUCCUCUACACCAAGCAGCAACAAAGCCUCCUCCAGCAAAGAAGAAGAAGUUUUGGGUUCCACCUGGAUUAGGGGAUAGUAGUAGUAGUAGAAAACUUUAAGCAUUAUUUCAACUUUUUGGUAUGUGUGGUUAUGAGAGUAGCUAAACAAUACUAAACUCUCCACAUUGAUGAUGCAUUCAAGCCUGCACAUGGUCCUUGGAUUCCAUAUAUCUUUUUGUCUUAUUUAGGAA
Messenger RNA from Mercurialis annua (annual mercury), 3348 nucleotides. RefSeq lists its product as uncharacterized. The record is from RefSeq and is a predicted model, not a curated record. Gene Ontology annotation, molecular function: zinc ion binding. The transcript is spliced from 5 exons. Lineage: Eukaryota; Viridiplantae; Streptophyta; Magnoliopsida; Malpighiales; Euphorbiaceae. Bases 899 to 3217 code for a protein of 772 amino acids.